Lates calcarifer (barramundi perch) is the source of this 2327-nucleotide messenger RNA. RefSeq names its product linkage group 11 C16orf89 homolog (gene lg11h16orf89). Gene Ontology annotation, cellular component: membrane; cytosol. Lineage: Eukaryota; Metazoa; Chordata; Actinopteri; Centropomidae. The transcript is spliced from 8 exons. Bases 122 to 1183 code for a protein of 353 amino acids. The record is from RefSeq and is a predicted model, not a curated record.
UCCUCACUGUCCUCCCCCCUGUUAGAGGAGAGACAGCCCGUCCUCCCCCGCUCCUCUCUCUGCUUCUAUCGUAGAAAACUGUCCCGGAGCCUUCACACUGGAUCUGUCCGAGUGAGAGACGAUGCGGGCAGCGAGGCUCCAGCUGGCCGCGGUGCUGGCUCUGUUUGCCGCAGUGUCCGGGUCGCGGGCGGAGGUGAUCGAUGACAUCCUGAGCAGCCUCUCCAGGGGAGCGUCCUUCCUGGAGCGGCAGCACGAGCACAUCAACCUGGACGGGGUGGUCGGGUUCCUCAUGCUGCAGGCUGAACUGAAGGAGGCGGUUCGGACCUGGCCUCACACCGACCCGGUCAGCUGGGCUCAGAGAACCACCACGGUCGCUCUGGUCAAACGUCUCGAUCAGAGCUUCGACAAGGCCGUCACCGCCCUGCAGCAGAACGACCCAAAGUACUACAGAGAGUUCGAGCCCCUGCUGAAGUGGAGUUUCUGGUUGACCCCUCAGGAGUGGAGCUCCACAGACCCCAGCCUGGUCUACCCCUCCACCACGACCACCGAGUGUUACGACGAGCAGCUCAGUGAUAAAUGUCUGACCCUGCUGCUGGGAACCUGGAAGAUGAACGGGACGCCCUGCAUCGUCACCAAGCCCUGUCGGGACACCAUGACGCGUUUCGGUUGUCCGUACUACUCUCUGUCCCACCAGCUGCUCUACUUCAUGAUCGGGAAGAUGAGAGGCUGCACCAACCUGCUGAAGGGCGACAUGCGACCGUCCAGAGUCAACAUGACUGAGCAGAACUACCACAGGAUCUUCUGCUCCAACAUGAUGAAGACCAACGAGGACAUCGUCAGAGACGGUCUGACCGGCCUGACGGUCGACAUCUUCAUGGAAAACAUCCUGAUGUGUGGACUGGCUGGUUUCUCCGACUUCUACAAAGCUGAGUGGCUGCAGCACAUCCUCCGGCUGCAGGACGAGGAGUACGACUGCUUUGGGAGAGACAGGAGCAUCAUCUCUCAGAUCAUCGGAGACGAGCUGCUGGAACAGCUGCAGCCUCACAGGAGAGUGAAGAGGAGGGAGAAGAUACUUCCAGAUGGCUGCUCCAGUCACAUGACGGCGGUGGCUGUCGGAGCUCUGGGAGGAUACCUGAACUAUUACCUGGCAGAGCAGGACAUAACAAAGAGGCCGCUCCCCUGAACUCACAGCUCCUCCCCCCUCCCCCCCACCAUCACCCCUCCUCACCCUGCUGCCACACAGCCGGGGGUGUGCACAUGAACACACAUGAACACAUGAACAGCACGUUGUAGAUCAUCAGGUAGAGACUGACUCCUGACACAGUAUGUUGCUUUAUGAACAUAGAUGAUGAUACUUAAUAAAAUGCUGGGAUGUGGCUGUUUGGCCCAAAAUGGAAACUCGUUUAUCCACGUUGUAUUCUAUGAUUAUAAUGAGGAAGAUGUUUAACCCAUGUACUGACUCCGCCUACAGCUAAGCAUGUAACCAAUCUCAAACAAGACGCCUUUAGAAAGUGGUGAGACACAUCCUACAUGAAAUCAGGGUCUUGCAGAAUUAUUUCUUGGUUUUAUCACAGUGUUGUAUUUCCAGAGUAAGUCAGUGUGUCAGUCAGUGUGUACUUAAAGGGGCUAUUUGUAAGUUUUCUCUGCUGCUGAUUGUGGUUUCUUGCCGGAUCAGAAAGUGAUGAGACAGGGCUGCUGGGUUGGAGCUAGCUGGUUAGCAUGUUAACUUCAGAAGAAGACGAGAAGUGAUAGAAGUGGAAGCAAAAAUUAAUGUUGUUCCACCGCUGGAGACGGCUCUUGGAAAAAUGAAGUUUGAUGCCGAAUCCGCAACAUUUCCUCUCGACUCUCGGCUCUGUAGCGAUAGCAACACCUACAAACAGCUCCUUUAACCUUUUCUGUUAUGCAGCAGGUGUCCAGCUGAGUUCUAGUCGAAGCGUUAGAUCGUGAAAACAGUGACGUCAUCUCAUCCUUCCAUGUUUUCCUCUGAAGGAGGGAGACAUGUCCAGAACAUAACAAGACAUAAUGAAUUAAGGGGAAAUGAUUGGUCUUUUAUUACCUGGAUUUGGCUGGACUGCAACAGAAAUGUGACCACUGACACACUUCAGACAAAGUGGUGGCUCUUACAGGGUUUUUGAUGCAAAAUGCUAAAGAACAGGAAACAGUCAGUUAAUGAUAUUGGCCAUUAGAGGCCUGAUUCCUCGUAUGAAGUAUUUACCAUAGCUUUAAAUAAAAACAUCCUAAGAAGCUGAUUUUAGUAUUCACAGAAAAAACUCUGCAGGGCAUUACUUUUUCCAAAAAUAACAAUCUUUAUUGUCUAUAUGUUUUUG